This is a messenger RNA of Lacerta agilis (Sand lizard), 1137 nucleotides long. It is a transcript of the gene ABT1, whose product is annotated as activator of basal transcription 1. Gene Ontology annotation, biological process: endonucleolytic cleavage in ITS1 to separate SSU-rRNA from 5.8S rRNA and LSU-rRNA from tricistronic rRNA transcript (SSU-rRNA, 5.8S rRNA, LSU-rRNA); endonucleolytic cleavage in 5'-ETS of tricistronic rRNA transcript (SSU-rRNA, 5.8S rRNA, LSU-rRNA); small-subunit processome assembly. The transcript has 3 exons. The record is from RefSeq and is a predicted model, not a curated record. NCBI's taxonomy places the organism in Eukaryota, Metazoa, Chordata, Lepidosauria, Squamata, Lacertidae. Gene Ontology annotation, cellular component: nucleolus. The coding region runs from base 83 to 862 and encodes 259 amino acids. Gene Ontology annotation, molecular function: RNA binding.
CGCAACCUUCCCUUCUUUCCCCGACGCUACCCAGUAUAAUAAUAACAGUAACAAUAAUAAUAGCAGUAAGAGCAACGCUUGGAUGGCUGAUCAAGAUGUAGAGAAGUGUCAGGAGACACCAAGAGCGGAAGACUUGGUAAUGGACAGUGAAAAGGAAGAGGCAGUGACUGACCAAAAGGAAGAAGAAAGUGAGGUUCAGUUGGAUCUCUCCACUGAAGAUGGCGCCAAAAAAGUUGUGCCAGGCAUAAUUUACCUUGGUCACAUCCCCCCUCGCUUCCGGCCACGACACGUCCGUAACUUGCUUAGUGUGCAUGGUGAAGUAGGACGUAUUUUCCUGCAGCCUGAAGAGCGAUUUAUACGAAAGAAAAAGAAGAAAGCAGGUAGCAAUGCCAAGAACUUCACUGAAGGCUGGGUAGAAUUCAGGGAUAAGCGUGUGGCAAAGGUGGUAGCUGCCAGUUUGCACAAUACGCCCAUGGGUGUCCGCAGGAGGAGCCGAUUCCAUUAUGACCUCUGGAAUAUGAAGUAUCUGCACCGCUUCAAGUGGACUCACCUGAGCGAGCGACUGGCCUAUGAGCGGCAGGUGCGGCAGCAGCGCAUGCGGGCCGAAAUUUCACUGGCCAAGCGCGAGACUAAUUUCUACCUGCAGAAUGUAGAGAAGAGCAAGCGCUUUUCAGAAAAGGGCAGCCGGGGAGGACAGGAGGAGAAGAGCUGGGGCUUUGUCCAGCGCCAGACUGAGGAAGAAAUCCAGACCAGCAAAGGGAACAAGCGCCUGAAGAAGCAGUUGGCCCGGGCUGCUGACAUCCAGCAGAAAUCCCAGUCAAACAGCUCUCUGCUCUCCAAGAUCUUCAAUAUCCAACAGUAGUGCUUGUCCUCUGGAACGUCACGACUUGCCGCCGAUCCCGGCUUAGCUGCUGGCUGCUGGGUUUUUAUAAGCCAAGCAGACUCAGUCUAUUCUUGAACCUACCAAAGCAGGCGGGGGAAGUUCAUUCUUCGUUGUCAGGCGCACGGCACAUUUUAUUCAUAUGCUGUGGUUGUAAAUCUUGUCGAUCUUAAUGCUGUGCGGAGGGAGCCUCUUUUUAGGGAGCUGUCCAGCUUUGCCUGAGCAGCAUUAAAGCUUUCCCCUGUGGGGAUUUGGCA